This is a messenger RNA of Cryptomeria japonica (Japanese cedar), 1882 nucleotides long. RefSeq lists its product as uncharacterized. The transcript has 4 exons. Lineage: Eukaryota; Viridiplantae; Streptophyta; Pinopsida; Cupressales; Cupressaceae. The coding region runs from base 724 to 1257 and encodes 177 amino acids. The record is from RefSeq and is a predicted model, not a curated record.
UGUUAAUUUUUUUUUUCACUUUGUAUGUGUAGGUUAAGUAAGCAUUAAUCAUGGCAAGGGAGCAAUGGCCACUAGAUCCAUGCCCAUCUGGAUAUAUAGGCACCCGUCCUAGAGGUGCUAGAGAUGGGGCAUGGAGGUAUGCCUAUGAGAGACCCGAUCCUGGGUCAGUUAUAUGCAUAAAGUGUGAGAAAAUACUUCAUGGAGGCAUCAACCGCCUCAAAUACCACCUUGCAGGAAUAGAUAGGCAUGAUGCUAGAGCAUGCCCUAGGACCAAUGAAGAAAUAAAAGACAAUGAAUGCCCUACUUGCAGCUAGGGAAGAGAAGAAAUUGCAAAGGGAGAGAGCAAAGCUAGCCAUGAGAUCAACCAUAGCUAAAUCUCAAGGUGUUUCUGUUGACCUUGAAGAGGAACAAGAAGCACUUGAGGGCAUAGUGGGCUCUCGGCGUGGCUAACGUAUCUGCAAACUCACCAUCACCUCGCCCAUUGCUUCUGCUUCCUCUAGUAGAGUACCUGGCACUGUUCCACUUCCAUCACCACGAUCAGGGUCCAUAGGUGAUUAUUUUGUGCCCGGGAACACACCUGGAGCACAACCAUCAUUAGAGGCCACUGGAUGGAAUAAGGAGGUACAUGAGAAAACUGACAUUGCAGUAGCUGAUUUUUGGUACUUCAACAACAUUGCAUUCAAUGUGGCGAAGAAUGCUUAUUGGCUGAAUUUGGUGACUGCUAUGACAGUUUCAGGAAAGGCGUACAAUGCCCCUUCUCCCAGGGAUUUGAGUGGGAGGUUGCUCACAAAUGCAGUUGCUAGGGCAAGAGAAGUGAUGGAGGAUCAAAAAAUUCAAUGGGCAAAUUAUGGCUGCACCAUUGUUUCUAAUGGGUGGACAGAUGGCAAGAACCACACCAUCAUCAAUUUUUUGGUUGCUUGCAAGGAGAAUGUAGUGUUCUUGAAAUCUGUUGAUGCCUCCAGCAAGGUGAAAAAUGCAGAAACAUUGGCUGGAAUGUUGGAGCAUGUCGUCAUGAAGGUGGGGGUAGAGAAUGUGGUGCAAAUCAUCACAGAUAAUGCAACAGCAUAUGUGUCAGCAGGAAGAAUCCUCCAAGAGAGGCACCCCACUCUUUUUUGGACACCUUGUGCAACACAUGUCCUUGACCUUCUUUUGGACGACAUAGGAAAACUUGAGUGGGUGACUCCAGUUGUGGAAGAUGCAAGGAGGAUCACCAAAUAUAUAUACAAUCACCCUUGGGUCCUAAAUUUGAUGAGAUAGCACACCCAAGGGAAAGAUUUGGUGAGAGCUGGUGUCACAAGGUUUGCAACGAUUUUCUUGAAGUUGCAAAGCUUUCUUGUUGCAUUGACUUCUUUGAAACAAAUGUUUGUGAGUGGAGAAUGGCUUAACUCACCUUAUUCAAAGAAGCCUGAAGGAAAGGCUGUCGCAUGCAUAGUCUUCGACAACCAAUUUGCACAAAGGGUUGCAGAGAUUGUGAAGGUGUCAGAGCCCUUCGUUCGAGUUCUUCGCUUGGUGGAUGGGGAUAAAACCCCAAUGGGAUAUCUUUAUGAGGCCAUGGAUAGGGCCAAGGAGUCUAUCAAAAAUUACUACAACGAGGAUAGGCUCAAAUUUGAUCCCAUUUGGGAAAUUGUUGAUAGGAGGUGGAACAAUCAGCUCCACCAACCCAUUCAUCCAGCAGGGUACUUCCUCAACCCUUGUUUUAGGUUUGGGGGUUCUUACUCAGAUUCGAAUGGAGAAGUCAUGGAGGGCCUCAGUACAUACAUUGAGAGGAUGGUACCUGAUGUUGAGGAGAGAGACCUCAUUGUGACUGAGCUCCAAAAUUAUGAGGGAGGAAGGGGUAAGCUAUUCUCUUCAGAGCUGGCUAGGAGAGGAAGAACCACUCAAA